Paramecium pentaurelia is the source of this 2608-nucleotide messenger RNA. The record is from the annotation of a GenBank genome assembly. NCBI's taxonomy places the organism in Eukaryota, Ciliophora, Oligohymenophorea, Peniculida, Parameciidae.
AUGAAAAUCAGAAAAAAGGCAAAUAUGACAAGGUCUCUACCUAAACUUCCAUUUUAAAAUAAAGGUCAUUUCAUUACUCAGAAGAAUGAAGAAGAAGAAGAACUUGAUUUCAGUUUUGAGUUAUCUCCUGAGACUACAAAAAGUACAAAAAAGGAGUUUUAUCGAUUUCAUAAAACAAUUGAAAGAAUUUAAGAAUAAAAUCAAUUUUAUAAUAGAAAUGAUAACUUAAUGAGUAGUUUGUCAUCUCCAUAAAUUCCUCCUGGGAGUUUUGGAUUAUUUAAUCGAUAAAAGAAUGAUGUUUUGCAAUUAAAGUAUUAUUUAUCUCUUAAUAGCCAUAUGAAGUAUGGAGAUAAGUACAUGGUGAUUUUAGCAAAGGGAUUAUAAAAGUAAAAUGACAUAAAAGAAUUUCAUUUAAAUGAUAAUCGAAUGACUUAAAUGAGUUCAUCUGAAAUUAUAAGAAGUACUAGAGGAGCAUAUAAGUUGAGUUUAUCAAAAAAUAAGAUUGGCAGUGGAUGUUUGGAGAUUGGAAAUUCCUUAGUGAGUAGAGAUUGCAAAAUAUAAUUAUUAAAUUUAGAAGAUAAUAAACUAAAAGAAAGUUUAAUAAUUGAAAUUUUAGAAAGGAUUGCUGAUAAUAGAUCAUUAAAGAUUUUGAAUUUGAGUAAGAAUAAUAUAUCAAAUAAUUGUUGUACAGCACUUUGUAAUAUGAUAUACAAUAAUGAAGAUAUAUAGGAAUUAUAUUUGCAUUUUAAUAGAUUAAAUGGAAAUGGAGCAAUCAUGAUUUUUAAUAGUUUGCAAAAAUCUAAUUUAAAAGUAUUAGAUUUAUCCUAAAAUUCAAUAGGGAUUGGUUUGGAUUGGUCAAAUAGUUUUAAUCAAAUGGUGAGCACCAAUAAAGAAUUAAUUCAUUUUGAUUUGUCUUUCAAUAGAAUCUCAUAUAAAAUAACAUUAAAUAUAGCUGAAGGAUUGAAAAAAAAUAAAACAAUUAUAGGAUUUCAUUACACAGGUAAUUCUGGUUAUGUAGAUACAAAAGGAUUUUUAAUACCUAUUGAAACAGCAGAGAUGGAAUAGUCUCAACAUUAAAUUGCUUAAAGAAUAUAAGGAUGUUAAUAUAUUAAAUAGAAAAGAUUAAGAUCAUAUAGAGAUAGUAAUAUCAAAGAUUGUUGUUGGAUUUGUGAAGGUUGGAGAUAAGUAGAUUUCUAAUGGAAUCCAUAAGAUUCUGGUCCAGCAAAUGAUCCAAUGUUCUUGCAUUUAUCUUAUUUGAAUUAUGAUGAUUUAUAUAUGGGAAAGAUUGAAUAAGGUUUAAGAGUUUAGAGAAUGGUUCCUCCUGGUUUAUGCUACUAUUUUUUUACAAAUGAUGAUAUUUAAUGUGUAGCUUAGGAUUAACUUCAUAAGAGAUGGCCAUUGCCAUUAAAUAAAGUGCGUAUUUUAGAUAAAAAAGUGGAUGUAAAAUUGAAUCAAUUAAAUUACAUAAAUGUUUAAGGAACAUAAAUAAUUGAUAAAUAUUAUAUGCCUAUGAUAAAUGUUUAACCAAGAUAAGAAGAUUUGAUAUACAUACCUGAUGUAAUUGAAAAUAAGAGCAUUUGGUCAUUUCCAAUUUCUUUGUUUAAAGAUUGGAAAAAAGAUACUGAAGAAAUGUUAGAUAAAUGUUUUUCAAAUGAUUGGAAUUUAAGUAGAAUUACAAAAUUAGUUAAGGAUGAAAAUGAUAGAAAUGCAUGUUAUGAAUUUUUGAGAUAAAACUAUCAAUAAAUAAAGGAUACUUAUAAGUAAUAGAUAAUUUGACAUUAGACAUUUUGCAUGUUUAUCACCAAUUGGAGAUGUUUGGGCCAUUUCUUCAUUAAUAAACUUACAAUUGUUAAGUUAGAUUAAGUUAACAGAGAUGAAUGAGAAAGGAAUAAUAAAAUAAUAGGAUAUGGAAUUAAAAUACUUAGCCACCAUAUCUGGAACAGAGAAAGGAAAUUUUAGAAAACCAGAGAGAGGAAUGGUAAGAUUUUAAUUUUUAGAAAUGUGGAUAAGAAUAGCUGAAGAUAAAUAUAUUCGAAAUGGGAUUGCAAAAUCUUUUGAAGAAGCUUUAAAAUGGUUAUGGGAAGAUCAUUUAAAAGAGGAAUUCAAUAAAUAUAAUAGUUAGACUUUUAGAGAUUCUAGAUAUUGGAAUGAACAAUGUGAUUUAUGUAUGAAACAUUAUAAAACUAUAUUGGAUAGUGUUUAUAUAAGAUAUAGUGUGAAAAAGGUAAAACCAGGAUAGAAACCAUUUAUGAGUUUAUAAGAAUUAUAAGAUAUGUGUUCACAUAUUGGAUUGAAUCAAUUAGAUACAUAUGGACCUAAUACAUCAUUAUUCGCAUUCAAUAAGGCUAUGAUGACUCAAAUAGAUGAAGUUAAUUCAGAUAGAAUAUUUUAAAUGAGUUUUGUAGAGUUUUUAGAAGCUUUUGCUAGAAUUGCAGAAGAUAUUGAUAGUAGAUCUAUUGGAUUACAUCUUAAAAUUGAAUAGCUUAUUUGGAGAUGUUACAAUUUAUUUUCAGAUAUAUAUGCUUAACCAAAUUAGAGUUACUUUUAAGAUGAAUGGGAUUAAAUAAAUAAAUAAUAAAGUGAUGAAGACAUUGAUAAUUAUUAUUGA